GCCAGCGCGAGGAUCGACACGGCGGCGGCGGGGGCUGGGGCGGCGGAGGGGGAGGGGGCGGCGAGUGGUCUGGCUUCGCCGCCGUGCCUCACGAUACCUCCCGGGAUCAGCCCCACCGCGCUGCUCGAUUCGCCCGUCAUGCUCCCUAAUUCUCAGUUGUCUCCCACCACAGGAUCAUUUUCAUUGGCUACCUUUCCUGCUGAUAUUUCGAUGGUGCACUCAGCAAGUACCACUGAUGGCAAUAAGGGAGGCUCCAGUGACCGGACUUUCAGCUUCAAGCCUGUUGGGUGUUCCUCCCCUCUGUCUGGUUUUUCUGCUUUAGAAGAUCAGGGGAUCGGUAUUAAUAAACAAGGUUUCCUUCUAGAAGAUCCUAAAAUGGAUUUUGAAAUCCAAACAGAAAUGUCUCAGGAAGCUGCUGAAAAGAACGGUGCCUUUAAUCCAUCUUCUGAUGCAGAAGUAUUGAGUGAAAUGAACUUGAAUGGAGGCUGCAGUGGCUUGCAAAUCUGUAGCUCAAAUGAUGCCCGAGAGAAAGAAUCUGUUCCUGAAGAGGAUAUGCAGGUCGAAAAUGCUGAGGAAGGAGAUCAAAAAGGGACAUACCCCUCAGUUGGGACAGUUAGGACUUCGGAAGAUGGAUAUAAUUGGAGAAAGUAUGGACAGAAGCAAGUAAAAGGUAGUGAAUUUCCAAGAAGCUACUAUAAGUGUACCCAUCCAAAUUGUCAGGUUAAAAAGAAGGUUGAGCGCUCUCUUGAUGGUCAAAUAACAGAAAUUAUCUAUAAGGGUACUCAUAAUCAUCCAAAACCUCAGCCUAUUCAAUGUGGACUGCUUAGAUCAGCAUUUUCACCGAAUGAAAUGUCAGAGAUGGCUGAUGGCGGUCAAGCUGCUAUUAAAGUUGAAGGUGGAUCAGUUUGGAGAAAUAAUCAGUUAGGGUCUAAGGAUGUUAGACUCGGUCCGGAUUGGAGACCCGAUGGUCUGGAGCAAACAUCCUCAACAUCUGUCUUAACCGAGCUCUCUGGUCCUUUGCCAACCUCACAAGGAAAAUGUGCAGUUGCUUUUGAAUCAGCACAAACUCCAGAACUUUCUUCUACAUUGGCUAGCACUGAUGGUGAGGAUGAUGAUGGGGCUACACAAGGAAGCAUGUCACAUGGAGAGGAUGCUGACGAUGAGGAACCCGAGUCAAAACGAAGGAAGUCAGAGAACUCUUUGAGUGAAUCGAAUUUGCCAUCCAGAGCUGUCCGUGAACCAAGGGUUGUCAUCCAGAUAGAGAGCGACAUAGACAUACUUGAUGACGGUUACAGGUGGAGGAAAUAUGGUCAAAAGGUGGUAAAAGGAAAUCCCAACCCUAGGAGCUACUACAAGUGCACUAGCGCUGGUUGCUCUGUGAGGAAGCAUGUGGAAAGAGCCUCUGACAACCUUAAAUACGUAAUUACAACAUAUGAGGGAAAACACAACCAUGAAGUUCCUGCAGCCAGGAAUAGCAAUUUACCCUCAGGUGGUGGAAAUUUGUCUCCAGCUGCUGUUGGUGCUCAAGCAAACCUGGCAAUACCUAGAAACUCUGGUACUAAUAAGCCGGAGGCACAGGUUCAAGACCUUCCGAUAUUUGAGAGAAAGCCCGAGUUACAUAAUGAGUUCCUGAGAUCGAGUUUACUCACCAAUUUUGGCAACGACAUGAAAUUUGGCGCUUCCUCCUCCGUGUUCCCCUUCAAAUUCCCUCCUCUGCAAAGCGCCAUACCCUGCGGCUCAUUUGGCCUGAAUCCCACCCAGGGUGCAAUGCAUCAAGCCGGUUCUAUAGCCUCUUUAGUUCCAGAUCUUCCUAUCUCUCUACCUUACAAGUUUCGCCCGUACCCAAAAGUUCCUGUGACCGAUCUUUUCGAUGGUAAUCAUAUUGGAAAGCCUGCUGGUUCACUUCAGUCAGCCCUUUCAGGACAGCGGCUAAAACAGAACGAUUUGAGAUUCCUCACUCCAAAGCAGGAGCAAAGGGAUGAUCAUCUGUAUGAUCCUUGCCUUCCAGUUGUUGGUCCUACAAAUGCAUCUUCAGCAUCAAUCUAUCAUCACAUCCUGGGAGGUUAUCCUUCCUGAGUUCGUUCAUUUUUUCUUUUUUUCCGCUUUAUCAGUAUCUGCAGGAAAGGAGUAUUCUGCUUGCCAUUUCUGGUUAAUUUCAUUUGGUAUUUCCAGAAAAUCAAUAGCAUCAUAAUACAACAAGAAGCUAGUGAGCUAUCUGCAUCCAAUAGUCUAAGUUUUGUUCUUAGGGUAAUCAUUCUCUUUAUUUGAACAGUAUCAACUCUCUCUC
This is a messenger RNA of Syzygium oleosum, 2287 nucleotides long. RefSeq names its product WRKY transcription factor SUSIBA2-like. NCBI's taxonomy places the organism in Eukaryota, Viridiplantae, Streptophyta, Magnoliopsida, Myrtales, Myrtaceae. The record is from RefSeq and is a predicted model, not a curated record. Bases 139 to 2076 code for a protein of 645 amino acids. The transcript has 5 exons. Gene Ontology annotation, biological process: regulation of DNA-templated transcription. Gene Ontology annotation, molecular function: DNA-binding transcription factor activity; sequence-specific DNA binding.